This is a messenger RNA of Orbicella faveolata, 523 nucleotides long. RefSeq names its product axonemal dynein light chain domain-containing protein 1-like. NCBI's taxonomy places the organism in Eukaryota, Metazoa, Cnidaria, Anthozoa, Scleractinia, Merulinidae. The record is from RefSeq and is a predicted model, not a curated record.
GAAACCAACUGGGAGGCAAGAAGUGCUGAAGUUAAAGCAUGCCAUGGAUUCCAUGCUAGCACGUGCUGGUGUUGAUGAUGAGGGUAAAGAGCUGUCAGGUCCAACCCAGAUUCACAACCUCCUGGAGUUGGUUAAAAAGGAACAAAACAUUUACAAUGUAGCAUUUAAUGAGAUAAUUCGCCAAGUAACUGUUGAAUGUGCUGAGAGAGGAGAAUUGUUAGCAAAUUUGAGAAAGCGCUAUGCAGAUCUUUUAGACCGCAUUCCCAGACAAGUUAAAAGGUAGAUUUUUUGACAAUGUUUGAAACUGCAAAUGGAUAGAGAGGGAAUUAAUUAAUUAAUGUAUUUUUUGACUGAGCAAAUAGUCCAGUUUCGAAUUCACCAUGACCGCUGAUUAAAAGCAGUGACAACACAUUUGCACAGGGUUAGCCUCGACCUAAAAAAAAAUAUUUACAAAUACUGGCGGGAAGGUGCCACAAAUUUGAAAAUUAAACAAUACACAGAACUGUAAACAGGUCAUCAUCUU